AUGAAUCAAGAAGAAUUACAAAAAGGCAAAGGGUCAAUUAGUUUAAUAUUAGCACCAACAAGAGAAUUGGCCAGCCAGAUAUACAUUGAAGCCAAAAAAUUUGCCAAGAUUUAUGAUGGCAUUGAAGCACUGUCAAGCAAUUUGAACCAAGUUGGUCAUGAAUAUGGAGCAUUGCAUGGUAACAUAAUGCAGGUCGAUCAUGACAAAGUGUUGAAAGAUUUUAAAAAUAAUAAAUUUUCUAUCAUGGUUGCGACUGAUGUAGCUGCAAGAGAACUUAAUAUAAAGGCUGUUAAGACCAUCAUCAAUUAUGAUAUCACACGUAACAUAGAUUUACAUGUACAUCAGAUUGGAGCAGGAGAGAAAGGUACAGCUUAUACACUUAUCAUCCAAAAAGAAGAUAAAUUUGCAGUAGAUCUAGUGAGAAAUUUAGAAGCAUCUAGUCAACAGGUCCUAGACAAUUUGAUGAACUUAGUGAUGCAGAAUUCAAGAUUUAGGAAAUCACGAAGCAUGAUACAUAGAGGUCGUGGUAAAGGUUGUAGUAGAUCAAUUGGAUCUAAUUCGAAUGCAAUAUCACUUAAAGGAAGAGCAGGCAUUGGAAGUGCAAAUAGCAUGGAAACUGAAAUUAUGCUCUAUCAUAAACUUCAACCUUAUAUAUUUAAUAUACAAACAGUAGCAGGCAUAGCAAUAAGUAUUGAUUUUCAUUUAUCAUCAAACAAUAAGCUUCAUCUUAUCUCAGUAUACCUUUCAUCAAACUAUCUAGAACAACUUAAAACUAUACAAAAUACAGUUAACAAUUGA
This is a messenger RNA of Cetraspora pellucida, 798 nucleotides long. Lineage: Eukaryota; Fungi; Glomeromycota; Glomeromycetes; Diversisporales; Gigasporaceae. The record is from the annotation of a GenBank genome assembly.